UUUGUGACACAUUGAACAACACGACAAAAAAAUAAAAUUGCUUACAUUUUUAAUUUCACUUUCGCAAAUUAUCAAUUACCAUUCGUAUUUAAUUUAUAAGAAAAUAUUAAAAUACUCUAUUUAAAAACAUGGUGUUUGUGAAAAGUUGGGAGGAUUUUGAGAUAGCAGCCGAGAAUAUGUACAUGGCCAAUCCAGCGGCGUGUCGUUAUACCAUGAAAUAUAUUCACACCAAGGGACACAUACUGCUCAAGAUGACCGACAAUGUGAAGUGCAUACAAUAUAAGGCUGAAAAUAUGCCCGACUUGAAGAAAAUCGAAAAGUUUUCCGGCAACCUUAUGGGUCACAUGGCAUCCAAGGAAUAAUGUUGAUUUGCAGGCACUGUCAUCAGUAAUGUAACUAAGAAAGGAUACAUGUGAUUGGAUCUUCAUGUUUCAUACGGGAAGAUAGUUAGGAAGACAUUUCGUUUAUAAGGGGUUGGAUUUGGGCACAGAGUAGAAGUGUAAAUAUCAUUUUGGUUUAAAUAACAUUUUAAAAAUGUUAGCUCUGUUUACCACUCCUCCCCCACACCUCACCACUAUAGCAUGCUAUUUGGAAUUCAUGUAUUUUUUUAUUCGUUAUCAUUUAAGAGAUACUAUCUACAUAUAUAUAGAUCUAGGAAUCAAGAACAACUACAAGAAAAACAACAACAGCUUUGUGAAUUAAAAAAAAACGGGCUACAGAGAAACAUUUAUUUUAAAUCACUUUAAUGAUAAAACAACAACAAUAUAGCACUACGCCAGAGAAAUGUUAAUUGUACAACAUUUCUAUGAAAUGAUUUUUUUAAGUUUUUACUGGAAAAGAAGAAUAAAUGAAAUUGUGUAUAGACUA
Molecule: messenger RNA, 867 nt
Organism: Stomoxys calcitrans (stable fly)
Lineage: Eukaryota; Metazoa; Arthropoda; Insecta; Diptera; Muscidae
Gene: Srp9
Product: signal recognition particle 9 kDa protein
Exons: 2
Coding region: 129-362 (77 amino acids)
Biological process (GO): SRP-dependent cotranslational protein targeting to membrane; negative regulation of translational elongation
Cellular component (GO): signal recognition particle, endoplasmic reticulum targeting
Molecular function (GO): 7S RNA binding
Source: RefSeq, a predicted model, not a curated record